GAAGUAUUGUUAUGUUGAUACUCGGCGCAAUCCAACGGCCAAACCUUUAAAACAAUGACACCAAACGCGUAGAUAAUAAGGCACGUGUCUCAUAUAUUCUUUCCCUUACUUUUAUCUGCCUUUCCUUUCUCAAAUUCUCAGUAUAUAAACUCACACAACUUGACAAACACAGAUAAAGGAAUUCUUGCAUUUUUCUAAGUUAAACGCCAACAGAAUUAUAAUCCCAGAAUUUUAGAAUAAACUAGAAGCUUCAUCUAACAAUUUCAAAGAGAGGAGAGAGAAAAUCAAAUGUCGCCAUCAAUUGUAGAGUGUGCAUCUGAUGAAGUUGAUCAUCGACAACAACGUGAAGAGAGAUAUAAUCAAUGGCUGAAUUCCUUUGUUGGUGAUGAUGAUCGGACGGCUACUGAGUUGUCUCAGUUUAUGUUCAUUCCUGAUCAUCAUACUUUUUUCAGUGCUGCCGUUCAGCUUAAAAACCAGGUUGUGGACGUGACGUGGAAGGACAAGGGGGGAGUGGAGAGCCAGGAAUUAGAUCCCACGGUAUACACGGGGUUGAUGGGGACAGCCUUCACUUGCUUCCGCUCAUUCCAGGCCACCGGUUCUCAACAAGACUUGCUUUUAUGUGCUGAUAUUGUGAGGGCGUGUGCCUCCAUCGCUCAUUCUUCAAGACUUGUAACAUUUUUGAGUGGUAGAGGAGGAAUUUAUGCACUUGGUGCUGUCAUCAUGAACUAUGUGGGGGACCAUCAAAGCCGUGGCCAUUUUCUUGACAUGUUUAUUGAGGUAGCACAAGAAAAAGCACUUCCGGUUGGACCUGAAGAAGGGGGUUUUGGAAUGUCAUAUGACCUUCUGUGUGGAAGAGCAGGAUUUUUGUGGGCAGCUUUGUUCAUAAAAAUGCACCUUGGUGAAGAAGCAUUGCCAAAUGAUCUGCUGAUGCCUGUUGUUGCAGCUAUUUUAGCAGGGGGUAGAGCAGGAGCCUCUGAUAAUCCGUUGUGUCCUUUGAUGUACAGAUGGCACGGGACGAGAUAUUUCGGUGCCGCUCAUGGCCUUGCAGGGAUUUUGCAUGUUUUGCUUCACUUCCCUCUCUCAGGAGAUGAUGCCGAGGAUGUCAAGAAGACGCUGAGGUACAUAAUGAGUAAAAGAUUCCCAAUGAGUGGAAACUACCCAUCAAGUGAUGGGAACCCUAGGGAUAACUUGGUCCAGUGGUCUCAUGGUGCAACCAGCAUGGUUAUCACUUUGUGCAAGGCCUCACAGGUUUUCCCCAAUGAAAGAGAAUUCCGUGAUGGAGCCAUAGAAGCAGGGGAAGUGGUCUGGAAGAGCGGUCUUGUGAAGAAGGUGGGACUUGAUGAUGGGGUGGCUGGAAAUGCAUAUGCUUUCCUCUCCCUCUAUAAGUUGACAGGAGAAGCCAUAUAUGCAGAGCGAGCAAAGGCGUUUGGAAGCUUCUUGUAUCACAAAGGAAGUCAGCUGGUAAAUGCAAUGAACUCUGGUGGGACGGAUCAUGCUUAUUCUCUUUUCCUAGGACUUGCAGGAGCUGCGUGUUUCUUCUUUGAUCUUCUUCAUCCGGAAAAAUCAAAGUUCCCAGGCUAUGAACUUUGAAACUGUAAGAUAUGCUUUUAGUAGUAGAAUAUAAGUGUUGUAUUUGAGUAUUAGCACCUGAGUAAAGCCGUGCACUGCUCUGAAUUCGUCCGAAAACAAAGACAAGACAUAAUAGGGAAGUAUGAGUACCUGUGUAUGUUGGUUUAGUAUUUCAAGGAAUAUUCGAACCUCAGUUUCGCCUAAAGUUCUUAAUAGGAAAGGAUUCGAAUGGGUAAGAGAUGUUAUAAUACUCCAUAUUCCGGGAAAGAGGUGAAUUUUCUUUCUGUAAUGUGAUUAUAUGUACAAAAAUAUGGUGAUCAUAGCUCAUAAUUUUUAGGAGGUGC
Molecule: messenger RNA, 1913 nt
Organism: Chenopodium quinoa (quinoa)
Lineage: Eukaryota; Viridiplantae; Streptophyta; Magnoliopsida; Caryophyllales; Amaranthaceae
Product: lanC-like protein GCL1
Exons: 5
Coding region: 289-1590 (433 amino acids)
Biological process (GO): peptide modification; carbohydrate metabolic process
Cellular component (GO): plasma membrane
Source: RefSeq, a predicted model, not a curated record